UCAUGAUAUUGUCCUGUAACUCGAAAGAUUUAAACGAAAUCUGUGACUAAUUCGUGAAUUCGUGGUUUUCUUUGUUUCAACAGACACAACAUGCCAGGCAAAGGUUUGACUCCUUAUCAGGGCAAGAGGCGGUGCUUCGGCGAGUACCGGUGCUCGAAGUGCCACAGGACUUGGAUGAGCGGCAACUCCUGGGCCGACUGCGGCCAGGACUGCACCACGUGCAAUAUCAAGGUCUACCCACACAAACAGACACCUUUGGAGAAGCCGGACGGUCUGGACAAGAGCGACUUGGACAAGAAUCACUUGUCCCAUCUCUGCGAGAAAUGCAAGCAACUGGGAAGAUGCUGUAGGUCGCGGAGAUUUUGAGAAAGUGACGUUUUACUAUAGUUCUAGCGCUAACUCUUCUUCUUUUCAUUUGUUGAUGGCGAUGGACUUAGCGCUAACUCGGUCAGUGUCUGAGGAAAAAUGACGUUUGUACAUCAAACGUCAUUUUACAAAAACACCCUCCCGUGAUGCUGCCAUACCACAGGUAUUGACUGAAUUACCAAAGCGCUAGAAUCAUUUUUUUUUAUUGCUUUUAUAAACUUUACUCGCGAAGCGAUCACAAAUCUGAAUCUGUUAAGAAUGUUAAUUGUCUAGGUGCUCUACACUUCU
This is a messenger RNA of Ostrinia nubilalis (European corn borer), 654 nucleotides long. RefSeq names its product zinc finger CCHC domain-containing protein 24-like. Lineage: Eukaryota; Metazoa; Arthropoda; Insecta; Lepidoptera; Crambidae. The coding region runs from base 91 to 366 and encodes 91 amino acids. The record is from RefSeq and is a predicted model, not a curated record. The transcript is spliced from 3 exons.